Molecule: messenger RNA, 1728 nt
Organism: Taeniopygia guttata (zebra finch)
Lineage: Eukaryota; Metazoa; Chordata; Aves; Passeriformes; Estrildidae
Product: proteinase-activated receptor 3-like
Biological process (GO): phospholipase C-activating G protein-coupled receptor signaling pathway; positive regulation of Rho protein signal transduction; thrombin-activated receptor signaling pathway
Cellular component (GO): plasma membrane
Molecular function (GO): thrombin-activated receptor activity
Source: RefSeq, a predicted model, not a curated record
AGGGGGCACAGACAGCUCCAUCGUCCCGCCGUGUCUCCUGCCUGCCUCCAGAUGCCUCUUGCCCACUUCCUCCUCCCCACGGCGUGCGGCUGUGUGACGGCAGCUGGAAAUUUCCCCCCGCGAUGGUGUGACCCGGGUGCUCGCUGUGGUGACUGUCGGUGACCCCACGCCUCUGUCUGGCUGCCACGCCGCAGGGAUGUGGGCAGGACACCAGCGUGACGUACAAAGGGGGGUGUCAGCGGGGAAAGGGACGGGUGACAGCCCCGCCGUGCCAGCAGCCCCGUGCCAUUUGUGCAGACCCAGCUGGCACAGCGGCCGCUCCGCAGAGAUGUCCCGGCGGGGGCUGUCACCUGCUUCUGCUGCUGCCUGUGUCACCCUCCUGCUCAGCUGGGCCUGGCUGGGCUCUGCCACCCAGCCCUCCCCAGCGCCCAACAAGAAAGGGCGAGCCCUGGUCCCCCUCACUCCCCAGGAGAAGAACAUGUGCUCCCAGGCCUCUGAGGAAGAAUUUCUCAACAGCACCCUCAGCACCCGCCUCCUGCCUGCCCUCUACUCCAUGGUGCUGCUGGUGGGGCUGCCAGCCAACGCUCUGGCCUGCUGGGUCCUGGCCACCAACUUCAGGAGAUGCUCCAGCACCAUCUUCCUGCUCAACCUGGCUGGGGCUGACCUGCUCUUUGUCCUCCUGCUGCCCUUCAAGAUCUCCUACCACCUCCUGGGCAAUCACUGGCCCUUCGGGGACUACCUGUGCCGCACCAUGGUGGCCUUCUUCUACGGGAACAUGUACAGCUCCAUCCUCUUCCUCACCUGCAUCGGCCUGGAGCGCUACAUCUCUGUGGCACACCCGUUCCUGUGGAAGGGCUCCAGCUGGACGAGAGGCAAAGUGGGCAUCUGUGUGGGCAUCUGGCUGCUGGUGGGGCUGGGCAUGAGCCCUCUGCUUUUGCGCUCCCACACACACAAUAUCUCCAGCCUGAACAUCACCACGUGCCACGAUGUGCUAGAAAAGGAAACCCAAAGGUUCUUUGGUUACUAUUUCCUGUCCCUGGUGGGGCUGGGCUUCGGCCUGCCCUUCGUGCUCAUGACCAUCUCCUACAGCUGCAUCCUGGCGCGGCUGCUGGCCAAGGGAGGGAGCCACGGGCAGGUGGUGCGUGUCCUGGUCCUGGUCCUCCUGGUCUUCAUCCUCUGCUUCACGCCCAGCAACAUGAUGCUCUUCAUCCACUACAUGCUGGAGCCCACGGGGUGCAACAACGGCACCUACAUCUCCUACGCCCUGGUCCUGGUGCUCAGCGCCUGCAACAACUGCUUUGAUCCCUUCAUCUACUUCUACGUCUCCCGGGAUUUUCGGGGCUGGGUCCGGGAUGCGAGAGGCUGCUGCCUGCUCGAGACCUCAUCGGGGAAGUCCACGGAGAAAACAGCCCUGCCCCUGAGGUCCAGUGAGCAGAGCCAGGGCUGCCAAGCUGUGUCCUCCUGCCCUGGGGAUGGGGGAGCCUGAAGCGUGCCCACACGAAGGGCUGGCAACAGACUUGGGCAAAAAAUCCCACCUGGGUCUGAGGUUCACAAGGAUUUUGCCUCGGGUUUGUCCCCCUGAUGACACCAGCGCUGCCCAAUCCCAUGGGACCCUCAGCUGGGUGCCUGGCACCCCGAUCUCCCCACCUGCCAGACCCUGGCAUCCCUCAGCGCUCCUCCUGCAGUGACCAAACCCUCCAGAGUACAAAUAAACCUUUAUUUCUCCCU